Messenger RNA from Euleptes europaea (tarantolino), 689 nucleotides. Its product is annotated as ropporin-1. Lineage: Eukaryota; Metazoa; Chordata; Lepidosauria; Squamata; Sphaerodactylidae. The record is from RefSeq and is a predicted model, not a curated record. The transcript has 5 exons. Bases 1 to 639 code for a protein of 212 amino acids.
AUGCCGCAAACAGACAAACAAAUAUGCAUCCCUCCAGAGCUUCCAGAUUUGCUGAAGCAGUUUACAAAAGCUGCUAUUCGGACUCAGCCUCCAGAUCUGAUACAAUGGUCUUCCGACUACUUUGGUGCCAUGGCCCGUGGAGAGCUUCCUCCAGUAAGAGAGCGAACAGAAAGGGUCCCUUUAUCAAACUGGGCAGAGCUUACUCCAGAGCUCUUGAAGGUCUUACACCAGAGAGUGGGUGGAAGGUUGAUAGUCCACGUAGACGAGCUGGCCCAGAUGUGGAAAGUGCUCAACCUCCCUACAGAUUUGUUUGAGAGCGUUAUGAAUGUUGGGCGUUUUACUGAAGAAAUUGAAUGGCUCAAGUUUUUAGCUCUGGCCUGUAGUUCUCUUGGAGUUACUAUUGCAAAAACUCUGAAGAUAAUUUGCGAGGUUCUGUCCAAUGAAAAUGAUAGUGGACCUGCGCGCAUUCCUUUCAGUACUUUCCAGUUUCUCUACACUUAUAUUGCUGAAGUUGAUGGGGAGAUUUCAGCAUCUCAUGUCAGCCGAAUGUUGAAUUACAUUGAACAGGAGAUCAUUGGACCAGAUGGCUUGAUCAAAGUGACGGAUUUUACCCAGAAUCCUCGGGUCAGGCUGGAGUAAGAUCUCAGUACAUCACAGACUACUUUGUUAGCAGAACAAGCCAAAACAAA